Messenger RNA from Rhipicephalus sanguineus (brown dog tick), 939 nucleotides. RefSeq lists its product as uncharacterized. The transcript is spliced from 2 exons. NCBI's taxonomy places the organism in Eukaryota, Metazoa, Arthropoda, Arachnida, Ixodida, Ixodidae. The record is from RefSeq and is a predicted model, not a curated record. Bases 4 to 939 code for a protein of 311 amino acids. Gene Ontology annotation, molecular function: nucleic acid binding. Gene Ontology annotation, biological process: DNA integration.
GUGAUGUACCUCGUAGUGGUGGAUGCUCAUUCAAAAUGGCCAGAAGUGUUUCCGAUGGGCACAACCACCAGUGAAGCAACCAUUUCAUGCUUACAUGAACUAUUUUGCAGAUUUGGAUUCCCCGAAACUUUGGUGUCGGACAACGGCACUCAGUUUACUUCUGCAGAUUUCCAGGAGUACCUGCAGCGAGUAGGAACGCGGCACGUGCGAACGGCUCCGUACCAUCCGAGCAGCAACGGUCUGGCAGAACGUUUUGUCCAGACGCUCAAGGCCGCACUUCGGAAGUCCAACCGCUCCACGUCGCCGUCGGAUAUCGCAGACUUUCUCCUGGCGUACCGCAACACUCCGCAAGCAACUACGGCAGAGGCACCCUCUGUUUUGCUGUUGAGGAGGCGCCUCAGAACAAGGCUGGACCACGUGAGGCCUUCUGUUGAAGACGCAGUCACCCACAAGCAGUUCCGGGAAGCCAGUCGUCAUAGAAGUCGCGAGAGCACGUUCCGCGAAGGUGACCUCGUGCGUGUUCGCAACUCUCGCCGUGGACCAAUGUGGUUCAGUGCUACCGUGUUUGCUCGCACCGGCCCAGUGUCCUAUCGUGUGAGUGUCGUGACUCCUCGUGGUGUGUGCGAGUGGGUGCGUCACCGGAAUCAUAUACUGCGUGCUCCGGACACAGACGACUUGGUGAUCACUGACCCAGACUUUCGCGCCGAGGCCCCCGUGACAGUGAGCACAAGCCCUACCGGCCCGUCCGAACUGGCAGAGCAGCCAUUGACUGCUAAUCAGGCCACCGAGCAAGGUCGCCGGUACUCGCAGCGUCAACGCCGAGCUCCUGACCGCUACGGCACCUAUACCCGGGACUCUAAGCAACAUUGCGACCAGAAGUCUUCCAGGGUCUCAUCGACGAUCCGACAGCAGGAAACCUCGGUAUUUCCCGAACGCUGA